AUGAAUAGAACACACGUUGAUUAUGCCACAAGCCAUGACGUCGUUUUGAGGACAAGCGGAGUCACACGCCGUACUAGGUGCAGCCCACGUUAUGAGCGCAUUCUGGCAUCGUGUGUGGAGGAACAUAGAAAAGCCGCAGACAAAUUCGAGUUCCGUCGUACUCUUUAUCUCAAACUUCAGGCUCUUGAUCCUCCUAUUCGAUUUCUCAAGUAUGACAACACAGCUGAAAAGUUUUAUGCUGUGGAAGAGACUGGAAUGCGAGUUGCUUUCAACCGAACGGCAAGGCAGCUGAGCGGGAGAGCAAGGAAGAAGAUGAGUUCUUCAAUCUAUGCGAAUGAAGUCACGGCCUCUGAUAUCCUCUUCUCGGACGACGGGUUUGAAAACAAAGCGCAUACCGGCAAUCGGUUCUUGCAUCGAAUGCUAGCACCAAUGGCCAAGGCUUACCAAAGUGCAGAACACCAACUGGAAAUGUGUUCCAAACUGUUCUGGCAAUUGAAGAAAGAGAACAUUUCCAUCCGCUUCUUACGACGCAGUGAUGAGAAACGAAAGUACUACCUUUGCAACAAGGACUACUCCGUCUGGAGGAUUCGAAUUAUUUUGGAGGGCAUGGCCAUUGUGGAUCGCUGCCUCCCUGGCAACAACAACAACAACAACAACAACAACAGUCAUCAUCAGUUUUCAAAAGACGCUUUCACAAUUAAUAUGACGAAUACAGCGCAACCCAUAGUUGCAGCCGCAGGGGCUUCCGGAGAAGGAGGUGCAAAGAAGUCAAGAAGUUCUUCUCGGAGGUGUCGUCGUAAAAAGAUGAUUCUACAUAUUGAGGCUAAGAAAAUAGCGAAACAGACAGGAAAGAAAGGUGGGGAAGCUCCUGAAGUUUCAAAAGCUCAGAAUGCUUCGGAGAUGGAAUCGCAGAAUGCAGCGCAGAAUACGCGUACCAUGGUUUGCAACGAGAAUGAUGGUUACAACUGGAAUCGUCCAACCCAGACCAAAUGUCCUGCACCACGAGCUGUCCUCACUCGGUCACGAGGAGUAGUCAAACUCGUUUCAAAACCGACCAAUGGUUCGUUGACUCCUCGUGUUGCAGUUCUGCCAAUGAGAUGUAAGAAGCACUCGGGACAUAAACAACUUCGCUGUGAUGGGUUGGUGGUGAAGGUGGAAAUUGACGACGAAACCAAGAGAUCGUUGCAAGAGCGACAAAAACAAACGGCACUCCUGGAAUUGGUCCCCGCUACUAUCAUGAAGUCUUUACUUCCAACUGCAAAACAGAUUCAUGCGGUAUAUUCGAACCCAAAUCAGCUGCGUUGUCCCCUACUUCAAGUCACUGAUUGUACUUUUGGACAAAAUCCUUUUGCAGAUAAGCUGAACACUACUGUGAACAAUAAGGUGCUCCCUGGCUUUGAAAAUAAUGUAGCCCAGAGGAACAAGGUGCCCCCUGGCUUUGAACAUGUGGCGAAUUCAAUGCAACCACUGGUUGCUAUGGGAGAGGACGACCGAGAUGACGUCGCAAGCCAAUCCAACCAUCGUCGAUUGGAUGAUCAUCGCGAGUGUCACGAAGAAUGUCAUGACGUUAAAGACGAUGACUACAUGUACAUGGAAGCAAUGAGUCGAGCAAUGGUGACUGGAUUGUGUGGCUGGGAAUAG
Cylindrotheca closterium is the source of this 1641-nucleotide messenger RNA. The record is from the annotation of a GenBank genome assembly. Lineage: Eukaryota; Bacillariophyta; Bacillariophyceae; Bacillariales; Bacillariaceae.